CUUAGAAUAAUAAUCUGAGUCUGUCUGCGCUUUAAAACCUCUCCACUGUCUCCGCUUCAGGACCGUCAUGUUCUCCGACAUGAGCGCCCAGAAGCCGGGCUCGUCUCUGCUGAGCCGCCCGGCCUCGGAGGACCAGGGCCCGGUGUUUGAGCGCGUGUCCCCGGCCUACAGCGCGUGCUCCGAGCGGUUCCUGGUCGGGGAGCGGAGCUUCAGCCGCCAGUACGCGCACAUCUACGCGACGCGACUCAUGCAGAUGCGGCCUCUGCUGUCCGAGAGGGCGCAGCAGAAGUGGGGUAAGAUCAUACGUGAUCAU
Etheostoma cragini (Arkansas darter) is the source of this 313-nucleotide messenger RNA. It is a transcript of the gene pold2, whose product is annotated as polymerase (DNA directed), delta 2, regulatory subunit. The annotation marks the transcript as partial. The transcript is spliced from 3 exons. The record is from RefSeq and is a predicted model, not a curated record. NCBI's taxonomy places the organism in Eukaryota, Metazoa, Chordata, Actinopteri, Perciformes, Percidae.